CCCGCCGCGAGAAACAGCGAAGAUGAAGUUCCUCAAGGUCGGACGCGUUGUCAUCAUCACCCGGGGCCGCUACGCUGGCAAGAAAUGCGUGAUCAUUUCACCGCUCGACAACGGCACCAAGUCGCAUCCGUUCCCGCACGCGCUCGUCGCCGGCAUCGAGCGCUACCCGGACAAGGUCACGCGCCGCAUGUCGAAAGCCAAGCAGGCGAAGAAGAGCAAGGUCAAGCCGUUCGUCAAGCAGGUCAACUACACUCACAUCAUGCCCACGCGAUACACGCUCGAGCUGGAGAAUCUGAAGGGCGUCGUGUCGGCCGACACAUUCAAGGAGGUGUCGCAGCGGGAGGAGGCUAAGAAGACCGUGAAGAAGGCGUUCGAGGAGCGAUACCAGUCGGGCAAGAACAGGUGGUUCUUCACUCCGUUACAGUUCUAGGCUUUCUUUCGGUCGUUCGGCUGGGCGUAGACGGGCAUGAUUUGAUAACGCGUGGAGGUCCUGCAUGAGCAUGUCGGUGGAUAUCACAGGGUGGACGGCGAUCAGAGCAGCCGUCCAUUCGGGCCUGUACUUCGGCUUGAUAAUCAGAACACAAAAUUCUAGGCUUCUGGGUCGAAUAUCACAACGAUGCGUCUUGGCAGCACCCCUUGUCAAGCCCACACAUACCACAAUAGAAAGAGCGAAAUUGGCU
Molecule: messenger RNA, 680 nt
Organism: Trematosphaeria pertusa
Lineage: Eukaryota; Fungi; Ascomycota; Dothideomycetes; Pleosporales; Trematosphaeriaceae
Product: 60S ribosomal protein L27-B
Exons: 4
Coding region: 23-430 (135 amino acids)
Biological process (GO): translation
Cellular component (GO): ribosome; cytosolic large ribosomal subunit
Molecular function (GO): structural constituent of ribosome
Source: RefSeq, a predicted model, not a curated record